GGAGAAGGAUUGAUGUCCCUUCAGCAUCAUGCAGCCGCCGCCGAGGAAGGUGAAGGUUACACAAGAACUGAAAAACAUUCAAGUUGAACAGAUGACCAAACUUCAGGCCAAACAUCAAGCAGAAUGCGAUUUGCUCGAAGAUAUGAGGACAUUCAGUCAGAAGAAGGCUGCUAUUGAAAGAGAAUAUGCACAGGGUAUCCAGAAGUUGGCUAGUCAGUAUCUGAAGAGAGAGUGGCCUGGAAUAAAAACUGAUGAGCGGAAUGAUUACAGGAGCAUGUAUCCUGUUUGGAAAUCAUUUCUUGAAGGAACAAUGCAGGUAGCUCAGACUCGGAUCAAUAUAUGUGAAAACUACAAAAACUUCAUUUCUGAGCCUGCCAGGACAGUGCGAAGUUUAAAAGAACAGCAACUUAAAAGGUGUGUGGACCAGUUGACAAAGAUCCAAACUGAACUACAAGAGACGGUGAAAGAUUUAGCUAAAGGCAAAAAGAAAUACUUUGAGACUGAACAGAUGGCUCAUGCAGUACGGGAGAAAGCUGACAUCGAGGCAAAAUCUAAACUUAGUCUUUUUCAGUCAAGAAUCAGUUUACAGAAGGCAAGUGUAAAGUUAAAAGCCCGGAGAUCUGAAUGUAACUCUAAAGCUACCCACGCAAGGAAUGAUUAUCUUCUUACAUUAGCAGCAGCAAAUGCACACCAGGAUCGCUACUAUCAGACGGAUCUAGUUAACAUUAUGAAGGCUCUUGAUGGAAAUGUGUAUGAUCACCUCAAGGAUUACUUAAUAGCCUUCAACCGUACUGAGCUAGAAACGUGCCAAGCUGUGCAGAACACAUUCCAAUUUUUAUUAGAAACUUCUAGCAAAGUGGUACGGGACUACAACCUUCAGUUGUUUUUACAAGAGAAUGCUGUAUUUCAUAAACCUCAACCCUUCCAGUUCCAGCCUUGUGACAGUGAUACCAGUUUAAAAGCUGCCCAACUGGUGGAUAUUGAGCUCUCCCAUGUCAGUGCUCUGAGAAUGACCAUAGCUGAGAGCCGACAGUUAGAAUCUGAAACAGGGACCACAGAGGAGCACAGCCUAAACAAGGAGGCUCGGAAAUGGGCCACACGGUUUGCACGGGAGCACAAAAACAUUGUUCACCAACAACGGGUUCUAGAUGAUCUGGAAUGUCACGGAGCUGCAGUAUCAGAUCAAAACCGAGCAGAAUUGGAACAGAAAAUAGAUGAAGCCAGAGAAAAUAUUCGUAAAGCAGAGAUUAUUAAGUUAAAAGCUGAAGCCCGGCUGGACCUGUUAAAGCAGAUCGGUGUUUCCGUGGACACAUGGCUGAAGAGUGCAAUGAACCAAGUGAUGGAAGAGCUGGAGAAUGAGCGAUGGGCACGCCUUCCUGCAGUGACCAAUAAUGGCACUUUACACUCGAUUCACACUGAUGCCGAGAGGGAAGAAGGUGAAGAGUUGGAGGACAGCAUGGAUGUGUUUGAUGACAGCAGCUCCAGCCCAUCCGGCACCUUAAGGAGCUACCCUCUGACGUGCAAAGUCGUCUACUCCUACAAGGCUUCUCAACCAGAUGAGUUGACCAUUGAGGAGCAUGAGGUGUUAGAAGUGAUUGAAGAUGGAGAUAUGGAAGACUGGGUAAAGGCUCGAAAUAAAGUUGGCCAAGUGGGUUAUGUGCCAGAAAAGUACCUACAGUUCCCCACCUCGAACAGCCUACUGAGCAUGCUGCAGUCCUUGGCUGCUUUGGACAGCCGGUCACACACAUCCAGCAAUUCCACGGAGGCCGAACUCGUUUCAGGCAGCCUCAACGGAGAUGCCAGCGUCUGUUUCGUGAAAGCACUUUAUGACUAUGAGGGCCAGACCGAUGAUGAAUUAUCUUUUCCGGAGGGAGCAACCAUUCGAAUCUUGAACAAAGAAAACCAGGAUGAUGACGGCUUCUGGGAAGGGGAAUUCAAUGGGCGGGUUGGCGUCUUCCCAUCGGUGCUAGUGGAAGAGCUGUCAGCCUCGGAAAAUGGUGACAUUCCAUUGACACGAGAGGUCCAGGUCUCGCCUUCUCCAAAGCCCGCCAGCUCCCUGCCACCACUGCCACUGUACGACCAGCCUCCCAGCAGUCCCUACCCCAGCCCGGACAAGAGGGGUUCCCAGUUCUUUCCCCGCUCCCCCUCAGCCAAUGAAAACAGCUUCCAGGCCGAAUCACCAGGAUUCUCCCAGGCUCCGCGUCACACUCCUGACACCUCCUACGGCAAACUGCGGCCUGUCCGGGCAGCUCCCCCGCCACCCACACAGAGCCAGCGAAGGCCCCCCGAGAAGCUGGAGGACGUGGAGAUCACGCUGGUGUGAUGACAGAGCACUUCUCCACAGUUGCUACAAUCAGGGCCAGACUUGGAGUGUGGCCACUCUUGUUUUUUUUAGGCACCUUUGCAUGAUGAUGACUCUUGACCAGAGCAAGAGCCAUGAGGGUGAGCUGUGACUGGGUGCUGGCCAACUCCUCUCAUGUUUUCAAUCUUUUGUGCCUUUUUGUUGUUGUUGUUGUCAUUUUCUAUGUCAUCUCUCCUACAGUAAGCACACAUCCUCGCUCACAGGAGAUGCGCACCAGGCCCAGGUCAGGGCAUAGUCCUAGAGACACUGCUCAGUACACUCGUACAGUAUAUUACUGUGGCCACCACAAGUGGCAUCUGCUCCCCUUUCUCCAAGUGGCUUCUGCUUGCCUGAUUGAGUUUAAUCGGAUCAUGAUGGCUACAAAAGGAAGCUGAAGGACGGAUUUCAGGAGAGGCUGGCUCCUCCCCACAAUUAGUCCCCUGGACUGAGAAAGGGAAACCGCAUUGGGAAACAGCAGAGUGCCCUGCGUCUAGCACCGACUGCAUUAAUGCACAUCCUUCCGCAACUAACAGGAGGAAAACAAUAAUAGUACCCUUUGUAUUAAUAUUUAUGCCGUGCAUUUAGUAUUAGUGGAGCUCGCGUGGAGGGCCUGAACUAGCAGACAGGAGGCUGGGCUCACAGCAGCAGCAGCAAGCAUCCCAGGCAGAAGUGAGCCAGCGCCAUGUUCUUUUGGCCAUAGGGUGUUUUUUUCCCAGCUUAAUUUUGGCAGCAUGUACUCCUGUGAUGGGUACACCUGCCAACUGAAUGUCUAAAUAAGUUGAGGACACAGACUGCACUGUUGAGCUUCUCUCCUGCAGAGAAAGGCCUUGAGCACUGUGGGAUCCAGUCAGAGUACUGGCCCAGAAAGCUGAUGUGGCAGGCACAGACCAAAACCUCCCAGUGCAGAAGCAGCUUCUGGACUUCUCCUUGGGGAGAAGACCCUGUGGCUCAUGAACAGAAUCAGCUCUGGU
Messenger RNA from Suncus etruscus (white-toothed pygmy shrew), 3312 nucleotides. It is a transcript of the gene FCHSD2, whose product is annotated as FCH and double SH3 domains 2. Gene Ontology annotation, cellular component: recycling endosome; neuromuscular junction. The record is from RefSeq and is a predicted model, not a curated record. Gene Ontology annotation, biological process: neuromuscular synaptic transmission; regulation of actin filament polymerization. NCBI's taxonomy places the organism in Eukaryota, Metazoa, Chordata, Mammalia, Eulipotyphla, Soricidae. The coding region runs from base 29 to 2323 and encodes 764 amino acids. The transcript is spliced from 21 exons. Gene Ontology annotation, molecular function: protein binding.